Messenger RNA from Coffea arabica (coffee), 1503 nucleotides. RefSeq lists its product as uncharacterized. Gene Ontology annotation, molecular function: protein dimerization activity. NCBI's taxonomy places the organism in Eukaryota, Viridiplantae, Streptophyta, Magnoliopsida, Gentianales, Rubiaceae. The record is from RefSeq and is a predicted model, not a curated record.
AUGGCUAUUGUUCUUAGAUUUGUGGACAAGCAAGGCUAUAUUCGAGAGAGAUUUUUUGACAUUGUUCAUGUGCACGAAACCAAUUCCUUGACUUUGAAGAAGGAGAUAUGUGAUGUCCUUUCUCGCCAUAAUCUGAGUGUGCAAAACAUUCGUGGCCAAGGAUAUGAUGGAGCUAGUAACAUGCGUGGAGAAUGGAAUGGACUGCAAGCAUUAUUUAUUCAGGAGUGCCCUUAUGCAUAUUAUAUUCACUGUUUUGCUCAUCGACUGCAAUUAACAUUGGUAGCAACAUCUCAAGAGGUAAUUCCUGUGGAACAAUUCUUUACAAACUUAUCUCUUCUCAUAAAUUUAGUUUCAUCUUCUUGCAAACGGGUGGACCAACUUAGAGUUGCUAGAGCUGCUAGAAUUGCUGAAUUGAUUGCUAUUGAUGAACUUGAGACUGGUAGGGGUCAGAAUCAGAUGGGUACCUUAAAACGGCCAGGGACUACAAGAUGGGGGUCUCAUUUUAGUUCUAUCUGUAGCUUAUUCACAGAAUAUGAAGACAUUUGCUCUGUCCUAAUUGAUGUUAUCAAUUAUGGAAAUACAUCAACUCAAAGAAGUGAAGCUGACAGAGUUUAUGAUUUCAUGACAUCCUUUGAUUUUGUUCUUGUUAUGCAUAUGAUGAGGGACAUUUUAGGAUUUGCACAAGUACUUUCUCAAGCUUUACAAUGCAAAUCUCAAGAUAUUUUGAAUGCCCUUAAAUUGGUUUCAGUAACAAAGGAUCGACUUCAAAGUUACAGAGAUAAUGGAUGGAAUGAAUUGUUCACCAAUGUAAAGACAUUUUGUGAUGCACGAAAUAUAGAGAUGCCCGAUAUGAAUGUCAUUUAUAAAGCAGGUCGAGGAAGAAUUCGAAAACAAAAUGAUCCAAUUACCAUGGAGCAUCACUACAGGAUUGAUGUGUUUUUGGCAACGGUUGAUUCUCAAAUACUUGAAAUGAAGAAUAGGUUUAAGGAAGAUGUAAUAGAGUUGCUUAUUCUUAGUUCAGCAUUGCACCCCAAAGAUAAUUUUCAGGCUUUCAAUAUUGAACAAAUUUGUCAACUUGCAGACAAGUUUUAUUCAGCUGACUUCACAGAUCAAGAGAAGUUACACUUAAGAACUCAAUUAGAGCUUUUCCAGAUUGAGUUUUCCUGUAAUUCUCAGCUUCAAAAUUUGUCAUCACUUCAGGAGUUGUGCCAAGUGUUAGCGAAGACAAGAAAGUCAAUGUGCUAUACUCUUAUUGAUAGAUUGAUUCGUCUUAUUUUGACUCUUCCUGUUUCAACAGCUACAACAGAGCGUGCAUUUUCUGCUAUGAAAAUCAUCAAGACUUGCUUGCGUUCUAGGAUGGAGGAAGACUUUCUUGCCAACUCUAUGAUAAUGUAUAUUGAGAAAGAAAUUGCUAGAACUUUUGAUGUAAAUUCAAUCAUUGAUGACUUUGAUAAAAUUAAAAGUCGUCGUGCACAAUUUCAUAUGUCCCACACAGUCAAAUAG